AUCACUCCCACCUCCAUCAUCAUCAUCACAUUGUCUCAUAAAUAAGCAUAUAUAGACGCACAAGCCACACAGUCAGCACUAUACAAGCUAGAAAAAGCAAAAGAAUAACCCAAAACACCAGACAAAACAACCAGAAUGAGCCCCACCAAACCCAUCACCCCCGCAUUCACCAAAUCCCUCCCCAAGGUUGAGCUUCAUGCCCAUCUUACGGGCAGCAUCAGCCGCCAAUGUCUGCAUGAGAUCUGGGCGCGCAAGAAGGCUGAAAAUCCGGCUUUCGAUGUGCAGGAUCCGUGGGAGGUCAUGCCUCCUGGUAAGGUGGAUUAUUCUCUGGCUACCUUCUUCAACGUCUUCUCCAACUCGAUCUACAACCUCUGCUCCGAUCUCCCCAGCAUCGCCUACGCGACAACCUCCGUCCUCAAAGACUUCCACGCCGACGGCAUCCACUACCUCGAACUGCGCACCAUCCCGCGCCCAUCUCCCUCCUUCUCAAGAGAAGAAUACCUGCUCACCGUGCUUGACGCAAUAGACGCAUUCUCCCACACCCAAGCCACUCUCGACCCCGACACCCACAAAAUGACGACUCGAGUAAUUCUCGCUAUUGACCGUGGGCAGAUGUCUCCCGCUGAUGCGAACGAAGUCAUAGAUCUGGCAAUCGCCAACGGGCACCGUGGUGUCGUCGGCAUUGAUAUAUGCGGCAAUCCCACGAAUGGCGACGUUUCUAUAUUUGCGGUGGCGAUGGAGCGCGCGAAGAGUGCUGGAUUAGCCCUGACGGUGCAUUUCGGCGAGGUGUCUUCUUCGACUCUCGCGUCGUCGUCAGCGAAGACCGCAGCGGAGGCGGAGAAGGCCUUGGAGAGUGAGUUGAGGGAGAUGCUGAGCUGGAACCCACGCAGGUUGGGCCACGUCAUUCAUGUCCCCUCGGACAUCAAGGACGAGAUCAAAAAGAGAGGCCUCGGGCUCGAGCUGUGUCUAUCGUGUAAUGUGCAUGCCAGCAUGUUCGAUGGUGGAUUUGCGGAUCACCACUUUGGGGAGUGGUGGGGGGGUUCUGAUUGUGUUGUUGUGCUUUGUACUGAUGAUGUGGGCUUCUUUUGUAGUCCCGUGUCGAACGAGUAUUUACUCGCGGCGGAGCAUUUCAAACUAUCGCGGGCUGAUAUUCUACGUCUGUGCCGGAGAUCCUACGAUGUUAUCUUUGAGGACGAGACUGAGAAAGAGCGGCUUCGGCAAUUGCUGGAUGAGUUUGAAUCCAACUACGCGGAGUGAGCGCGCGCAUCAUGAAGAACAGAAACGAGUGCUAUUGUAAUCUCUAUCAAAGAGUAUCCCAAACCAUCGCUAGAUAAUUCUGCAAAUCAACCACGCCAUCGGAAUUUCCCCUCCUUCAACGUCUUUACCACGCCCAGCGGCAUGAACUCCCUGUUGACAGCCGCGAGACCCCCAUAUUUCUGCACCAUCUCCGUCUGGUACAGUUCUGCCGUCCACUGCCAGUACGAAGACAUACCGUACCAUUCAUCCGAUAUGAUGUAGCUGUUGUGGGUGCUGUCGCCUGUCACCGCCUCAUCCAAUGACAUCUGGUUGCGGCGCAGUUCCGUCGUCUGGUUGAUACUGAUCUCCGCAGGCACCGAUAUCAGAUCCCUGUAUGCGCUCAGUAGCGAGGUACUGUACGACU
Aspergillus campestris IBT 28561 is the source of this 1660-nucleotide messenger RNA. RefSeq names its product putative adenosine deaminase. The record is from RefSeq and is a predicted model, not a curated record. The coding region runs from base 136 to 1257 and encodes 373 amino acids. Gene Ontology annotation, biological process: inosine biosynthetic process; adenosine catabolic process. The transcript has 4 exons. NCBI's taxonomy places the organism in Eukaryota, Fungi, Ascomycota, Eurotiomycetes, Eurotiales, Aspergillaceae. Gene Ontology annotation, molecular function: adenosine deaminase activity.